Arabis nemorensis is the source of this 1005-nucleotide messenger RNA. The record is from the annotation of a GenBank genome assembly. NCBI's taxonomy places the organism in Eukaryota, Viridiplantae, Streptophyta, Magnoliopsida, Brassicales, Brassicaceae.
AUGAUAGACCGGAAAAAAGUGUUUUCAACCAUUGAAAGUGUUUUAGAGAGGCAUGGUGCUACUGCUCUUGAUACACCUGAUUUCGAAUUGAGAGAGACACUUAGAGGGAAAUACGGAGAAGAUGACAAGUUGAUUUAUGAUCUUGCUGAUCAGGGUGGAGAGCUCUAUUCUUUACGAUACGAUUUAACCGUUCCAUUUGCGCGCUAUGUGGCUAUGAAUAAACUCACUUCAUUUAGAAGAUACCAAAUAGCUAAAGUACACAGAAGAUUCCGAGAGUUUUAUCAAUGCGAUUUCGAUAUUGCUGGUUUGUCUACUAGAAUGGGACCCGAUUUCGAGGUUGUAAAGAUCUUGACAGAACUUCUUGAUGAGCUACAAAUUGGAGAUUACGAGGUGGAAGAGAAGGGUUUGUCUUUAGAGACAGCAAAAAAAAUCGGCACUUAUGUGACACAAAGAGGACCACCUAGGAAACUGUUGGAGAAACUCAGAAAAGAAGCGAGUCUUUUAGCUGACAAAUCAUCAAAAGAAGCACUUGAAGAUUUGAGUAUUUUGUUUGAAGCACUUGAAGAUUUGAGCAUUUUGUUUGAAGCACUUGAAGGAUCGAAUUGUAUAAACAGAAUAGUCUUUGAUCUGAGUCUUGCUAGAGGUCUUGAUUACUACACCGGAGUCAUCUUUGAAGCCGUAUGCAAAGGAGCUGAGGAGAUUAUUCGAUCGACAGGGACACAAGUUCUGGUUAGCGUCAUUGCGGAUAAUAAACUAGCGGAAGCUGCAAAGUUGGCAAGUCCGCUUUGGGCGGCUAAUAUAAAAACAGAGUUUCUUGUGAGCAAAAGACGGACAAAGCAUUUCGAUUACGCGAGGAAAUGUGGAAUUCCUUGGAUGGUGAUUGUCGAUAAAACAGGACUUGUUACAUUGAAGAAGAUCGUUGAAGGUGGUGAAGAGGAAUAUAAAGAUGUUCCCAUAGAUAGUUUUGACAACAGAUUGUUGCAACUCUUUGAAUUAGCUGAAUGA